GUUACGCCGCCUCUGCUCUUGACCGUCAAGAUUGUUAUCAUGCAUUCCAAGUCUCAGUUUUAUCUUUCGCAGUGUAUCGAAGCAGCGUCGAAGUCGCCGAUGGCAUUCACGCUGGGAUCCGUCAUCGUCAAGGGCGGGAAGGUCAUUUCGACGGGCUACAAUCACCAGCGCGUUCACUAUGACGAGCUGAGCGUCGAUUCCGCCUUUGGGAAGCCCGUGUCGAUGCACGCGGAGAUGCACGCCAUAUACAACUUGACUGGUGGCAGGUCUCCUCCGUUCAAGCAGCAGGUUCAACCGUACCCGUGCCCACAACCGCAUAAACGAAAACGACAAGCAGGAGGGGGGGAUUGUCACGCCGCCGAAGCUACUGCUGCGGCGCAGCGUAAUUUACUCCGCCCUGCUAGUCGGCGUUGUAGAUUUUCAAAGAUCACUGGGGCGGAUCUGUACGUUGUUCGGACGACGAAGAGUGGGAUGGGAUGUGCUAGGCCUUGUUGGCGAUGCAUCGAUUGGUGUGAUUGGGCUGGGAUCAAGCGCAUAUUCCACUGGAGUGAAAGUGACGGGACGUUCUGCUGCCUCAAGGUUGCUGAUGCAAAGAGCACCCCUUACGAGACCCAGGCGGACGUACGUCUGUUUGGUGGUGCUUUGCGAUCUGGGUAGCCAACGAAUUCUGACGGUCGUCGUCGUCGCCGCAUUGAUUUAGGCUCAGUGGGAUGGUCCCCCUCAUGUACAUCUAACUUCACUACCGCUUCAUUAAUGUCCGUUCUUGUUAUCCAUUAAGUCACGCAAGUGCCCGGCUUUCAUACCACCGUGGGAGGGAACACAAGAGGCUUUGUAUUCGCCGGUGCAAAUGAAGGUCAGGUUCUUAUGAAAGACCCAUCUCGAACCCUUUCUACGUCGCGACAGGUCAGACUGUACCUCACAUCUCUCUGCAACGAUCCACCUUCGCUGACAGCCCUCACCGCCUUCUCGCUUGUCAGGAGAUGGAAGUUCUGCACGGGUGUAUUGGUAUCAGUAAACUCCGAUUCCUGCGUUGUUGUGUCAGCCGCUCUAAUAGUAUCAGUUUCAAU
Guyanagaster necrorhizus is the source of this 1067-nucleotide messenger RNA. RefSeq lists its product as uncharacterized. The transcript is spliced from 4 exons. The record is from RefSeq and is a predicted model, not a curated record. The coding region runs from base 40 to 657 and encodes 205 amino acids. Gene Ontology annotation, molecular function: catalytic activity. Lineage: Eukaryota; Fungi; Basidiomycota; Agaricomycetes; Agaricales; Physalacriaceae.